AUGGGCAGUGGCAGUCUCGUCAGGGGUACACGAUGGGUCAUCGGUCAACCUCGAAGUUUUGAAGGUACGUACAAGGAAGGGGGGCAUCUAUGUCUCGCGGUAAAGGGGGGACAAGAGGAUACCAAUGGGAACCUGAAUAUCAAAAAUACUGAACCAUGCCAUCGAUUAUGUGCCAACUUGAUGAGUGUAAUCGAUAAAAUUUCCAUUCAACGCCAAACUGAGGUAGUGCGCAUACAUCAGGGUGACUUUCGAAUCUUCUUUCCGCUGCUCCCCGGUAUCUCUGAGGCAGUGUUGGUGUCCGCUAAAACCGCGAGGGCCUCUUGCAGUUAA
This is a messenger RNA of Serpula lacrymans var. lacrymans S7.9, 330 nucleotides long. RefSeq lists its product as uncharacterized. The transcript is spliced from 2 exons. The record is from RefSeq and is a predicted model, not a curated record. Bases 1 to 330 code for a protein of 109 amino acids. Lineage: Eukaryota; Fungi; Basidiomycota; Agaricomycetes; Boletales; Serpulaceae.